AGAAGCGUGAUGUCUGGACGAGGCAAAGGAGGCAAAGGCCUGGGAAAAGGCGGAGCGAAGCGGCACCGCAAAGUGCUCCGUGAUAACAUCCAGGGCAUCACGAAACCAGCCAUCCGGCGCCUGGCUCGCCGUGGCGGGGUCAAGCGCAUCUCGGGCUUGAUCUACGAGGAGACCCGCGGGGUGCUGAAGGUUUUCCUGGAGAAUGUGAUCAGGGAUGCGGUCACCUACACUGAGCACGCCAAGCGCAAGACGGUCACCGCCAUGGAUGUGGUGUACGCUCUGAAACGUCAGGGCCGGAACACUUCAACUGCAUUGCAUUUACGAUCUGGAAAAAGUUUAAUGGCCAGAACUAAGCAGACAGCGCGCAAAUCCACCGGAGGGAAAGCUCCCCGCAAGCAGCUGGCGACCAAAGCGGCCCGCAAGAGCGCUCCGGCCACGGGCGGAGUGAAGAAACCUCAUCGCUACAGGCCCGGCACGGUGGCUCUGCGGGAGAUCCGCCGCUACCAGAAAUCCACCGAGCUGCUGAUCCGCAAACUGCCCUUCCAGCGCCUGGUGCGAGAGAUCGCUCAGGACUUCAAGACCGACCUCCGCUUCCAGAGCUCGGCGGUGAUGGCCCUGCAGGAGGCCAGCGAGGCUUACCUGGUGGGGCUGUUUGAGGACACCAACCUAGGGAUCUUGGUCGUGAUGUCUGGAAGAGGCAAAGGAGGCAAAGGCCUGGGAAAAGGCGGAGCGAAGCGGCACCGCAAAGUGCUCCGUGAUAACAUCCAGGGCAUCACGAAACCAGCCAUCCGGCGCCUGGCUCGCCGUGGUGGCGUCAAGCGCAUUUCGGGCUUGAUCUACGAGGAGACCCGCGGGGUGCUGAAGGUUUUCCUGGAGAAUGUGAUCAGAGAUGCGGUCACCUACACUGAGCACGCCAAGCGCAAGACGGUCACCGCCAUGGAUGUGGUGUACGCUCUGAAACGUCAGGGCCGUACUCUGUACGGAUUCGGCGGGUGAACAUAAAGCGACCCUUUUCCAGCGAACCCAAAGGCUCUUUUCAGAGCCACCCAAACCCUCUGAUAGAGAGCGGAGACUUGAGGUAAUGCAGAAUGAGGGGAUUGUUACUGUAGCCGGUUAUUUCGCGUUUAUCGCGACUUUUACAAUUAUUUCUGUUCCAAAAAGUGUUCUGCUCUACGGUAGAGAGCAUUCGGAGUGGACGGUUCACUUUGUUGCUGUUUACCGUGGUGAAUGAUUUUAAAAUUGCAAGUAUUCCCACAGUAGAUAAGAGGCUAUUUGGCCAAUCGAGACUCUACUGUUGUGCAACCUGAUUUAUGCAUGUAAAGAAUCGCAUCGUAACUUGUAAUUGUAAGAUGUAGCAGCAGUAUUAGACCAUUCUGCCCAUCCAGCUCGUUCUGCCAUUCGAACAUGGCUGAUAUUUCUCAAACUUCCCGUUCCCUUCGAUCGUCUUUUUUCGUGAAUACCUGUCCAUCUCAGUAAUGGUAUCAAUGUGUACUUGGCUGUCCAUGCAAUGAAUAAUAAUUUGACUUUAUUUAUUGUGGAACCCAGACAUUAACGUUACAUAUUACAGUAUUUAUAUUUCCCAGGCAUAACACUCUGGAAGCCUGCGGAUGUGUUUAUGUGGCACGUUUUUCAUCUGCCCGUUCAGGCAGCGAUUACAAAUUGUCUUCGGGCAAGUAAUAAUCUGGAUGAAAUAAAAAAU
Hemiscyllium ocellatum (epaulette shark) is the source of this 1699-nucleotide messenger RNA. RefSeq lists its product as uncharacterized. Gene Ontology annotation, molecular function: DNA binding; structural constituent of chromatin; protein heterodimerization activity. The record is from RefSeq and is a predicted model, not a curated record. The transcript has 6 exons. Gene Ontology annotation, biological process: nucleosome assembly. Lineage: Eukaryota; Metazoa; Chordata; Chondrichthyes; Orectolobiformes; Hemiscylliidae. Bases 10 to 996 code for a protein of 328 amino acids. Gene Ontology annotation, cellular component: nucleosome.